UAAUAGACGCUGUUGGCCGUUUCUAUCAUGCUCCCCACCGCAUUCUUGAGUUUACAUUUUAUCCAACAAUGCCCGCCGAAUACGUCUUGACGAACGAUGCUCCCCCUCCCUUGCCAGGAAUCUACACACAAGCGGUAAGGGCAGGCAACUACGUUUACACAAGCGGGUCAGUUGGCAUGACCAAGGAAGGCAAUAUGGUCAAAGGGACUAUUCAAGACCGAACACGGCAGGUCAUCCAAAACCUUGAAGCCGUACUCAAAGGCGCCAAUAUGAAUCUCUCUAACGUCGUUAAGGCCAAUAUCUACCUCUCUAACUUAUCCAGAGACUUCGUAGCAGUCAACGAGGUCUGGAAAGAUAUCAUGCCCGAACCCAAGCCCGCUCGCACUUGCAUUGGAGUUGCUGAGCUACCCGCCGGUGGUACCGAUGUGGAGAUUGAGUUCGUUGCCUACGAUGGGUAGGAUGUCUCUGCAUACUACACCGAAAAGAAGAAAAACAAUGAGUGCCACAACGGCGAUGAUAAACACUUCUUGUUAAACCUUCCGUUAU
This is a messenger RNA of Cryptococcus deneoformans JEC21, 546 nucleotides long. Its product is annotated as Brt1, putative. The transcript is spliced from 5 exons. The coding region runs from base 69 to 458 and encodes 129 amino acids. Gene Ontology annotation, cellular component: cytosol; mitochondrion. Lineage: Eukaryota; Fungi; Basidiomycota; Tremellomycetes; Tremellales; Cryptococcaceae. Gene Ontology annotation, molecular function: deaminase activity. The record is from RefSeq and is a predicted model, not a curated record.